AUGGGAAGAAGAAAAGUCGAGAUCAAGCGGAUCGAGAAGAAAAGCAGUCGACAAGUCACUUUUUCCAAACGACGCAAUGGUCUCAUCGAGGAAGCUCGACACCUUUCGAUUCUCUUCGUCGCUGUUCUCGUCGUCUCCGCCUCCGGAAAGCUCUACGGCUCCUCCUCCGGCGACAAGUAA
Molecule: messenger RNA, 180 nt
Organism: Arabis nemorensis
Lineage: Eukaryota; Viridiplantae; Streptophyta; Magnoliopsida; Brassicales; Brassicaceae
Source: the annotation of a GenBank genome assembly